GAAUAGAAACAGAAACUCUGAGAAAGAGAUUUACGAACGUGUUUACGCUUCGAUACGGAUACGGUCCCAUCCCUGUCUUUCUCUUUUCUGAAUUUUCUCUCACUAAAAACCUCUCUCUCUCUUUCUCUCUCUAAAAACCUCUCUCUCUCUGUUCACUUCUUCAAUCUCAGCUUCGUUUUCGAUCUCUUCACAAUUUCUCUCUCCGAUUCGUACAAUGUUACAAUCCACAAUCCCUAACUCGUUCUUAACUCACUCACUUUUAUUUCUCCGAUGAUCAUGGAACUCACCGAUUCCACCGCCGGUAGUAACAACAACCUCAACAACAACAUCCCUCCGCCGCCGCAACAACCACCACCACAAUCACCGCCGCUUAACAACUACCAAGACACUCGUUCUAUUCUCUGCAUCGACCUCAACGAGAUCCCUUCACCUUCUUCUUCAUUCCCCGAAACCCUACUUGACUCAACAAUCGACAUCGUUCGUACCUAUCACGAGAAUCCAGCUCCACCUCCCGGUGGUCCUGCUGCUCUUCCUACUGGUACAACUGCCUGCGUCGUUUGUGCUAAAUCCUCAUCCUCCUCCGGCGGCGGUGGUAAUUGUUUAGUUUGCGACGGCUGUGAGCGGAGUUUUCACCUGGCUUGUGCUGGGAUUCGAGGCGGCGGUGGUCGACAAGGUGCUGCAAGUAUAGGAGAGUGGGUUUGUGGUGAGUGUUUGGCUAGUGGUGUGAAGAGUAAACGGUGGCCGUUGGGUGUGAAGUCGAAGCAGCUUCUUGAUAUCAAUGCUUCACCACCUAGUGAUGUUGAUGGGGAGGAGUUGCAUGAUGCGAGAAAGCACACUAUGGGUGAUAAAUCUCUUGGUGCCAAUCAAUUUGGUGCUCCAGUCACAUAUUCGACCUUCAACAAUGGAAGUGUGUUUGGCUUCCAAAAGGCAUCUGGAGCUGUGACACAUGCUGUUAGAGUGGGUUAUGAGGAUAUACUCAAUCACACCCAAUCAAUGGCCAGAAGCUUUGCGGAAUUACCAUCUCAGACUCAGAGUCCAAAUGAGUUAAUUUUGCGGGCUCUUAGAGAUUUUAUUACUGAAAGGCAUGGCGUACUGGAGGAUGGUUGGCGAGUGGAACUUAGACCAUCAAUGAUCAGCUCUGAUCUGUAUGCAGUUUAUUGUGCACCCGAUGGAAAGAUAUUUGAUUCCGUGUAUGAAGUAGCUAAUUAUCUGGGGCUACCGUCUGGCUACAAUUCUAUGGAAUCGGAAGCAAGAAAUGAAAUGUCUCUUUCUCUAGGUGGGGCUCACCUAUCCAGAAAAAGGAAGUCUUCCAGGACUCUGGCAGCCAAUGGUUUUGCGGAAAAGCAGGGAACCUUGGUCAAUAGUAAUUAUAAGGAUUGUUCUUAUGAUUUAAGUAUGGAAUGUGAUAAUGCUCAGGGGACUGUCCCAAAAGCGACUGAGAUUGGAAGAAAAGAGAAUGGUCACUCCGACCCUCAUCAAUCCGUUGAUGGACUUCCUGUGCAGUUUAAGGACUUCUAUGUUCUUUCUUUGGGAAAAGUUGAUGGGAGACCUUCAUAUUAUGAUGUUAACCUUAUCUUUCCUGUGGGCUAUAAAUCUUGUUGGCAUGACAAGAUUACUGGCUCUCUUUUUACGUGCGAAGUUUUGGAUGGGGGUGACUCUGGACCUAUAUUUAGGAUUAAAAGGUGUUCAUGUUCAGAAUUUCCUAUUCCAGAUGGGUCAAUCAGCCUUUCAAUGCAAAGUAAUUGUCAAUUUGUGAGCGAAACCAAUGAAGGUCAGAGAGAGACUCGUGAAAGUAUGGAUUUAGAUGGUGAUGAGAAUUUCCAGAUGCUGCUUUUAGAACCUUGUGCACCAACAGAAAACGACAUCUUGAGUUGUGUUGCCAGUUUCUCAAAUGAAGCAUAUGCAUCAGAAGGAUUAAGGCCAGUUGCUGGUUCAGUUCAAGAGAUUACUGGAAAUUCAUUUGCUGAUAAUAUGAAUUUUAGUGAUGAAAUUGGUGAUAUUUUGGUGGAAGAGCAGUCCUCAUCCUCAGCAUGGAGAGUUAUUUCUCAAAAGUUAAUCAAUUCUUGCAAGGAUAUUUGCAAGAAGAAAGGAAGUCUUAAAUUCUAUUGUAAACAUGUUGAGAGUGAAAUGGGAUUAUGGGAUUUAAGAAAUGGAAAAAGUGAUACCCGCUUCACUUUGUUGGAUAAAUUUUUUGGUUCACCUGUUUCUGUCAGCAUUCCAGAUACAAUUUAUGCAGACAAUGAUCUGAAUGGCUUUUAUGAGCUGUUAGAGAAAUGGUUGGAGCAGGAUAGAUUUGGAUUAGAUGCUGAAUUUGUGCAAGAAUUAUUGGAAAUGAAUCUUGGUGUGCAAGACUCUUUGCAAUAUGAACUUCUGAGUAGUAGAAAUAAUAGUUCUUCAUUGCCAACAGUAGACAAUGGUUUCCUAGUGGUCGAAUAUAAAGGUCAACCAAAAUAUCAGGAGGAAGAAGAAGCAGUUCGAGGUUUAUAUAGAAGGUCUAAGAAGGCAAGAUUGACUGAAAAGUACGUUAAGGAAGACCGACGUCCACCUCCUGGGAAACCACUGUGCUCAAGGGCUCCUACUGAACUGAUUGGUGACAUUUUUCAGGUUUGGGAGCUUUUAGAGCGAUUCCGUGAAAUUCUAGAACUGAAAGAACCAUUGUUAUUAGAGGAGCUUGAGAAGGAACUUAUCAACCCAUGGUUUGAUGAAUUAGAUUUCCCUGAGAAAUCUGAGAGGGGAAUGGGUGGAAGUCAAGUUUUAACUUCAGGUUCCACGGGAAGUUCUUUUAUUCAAGUGGAAACAGAAGCAAUGAAAGAGGAAGCCCAAGUUAAGCUUGCAUCUUUCACCUAUGUCAGAUGCUUUGGUGUAUCUUUGACCAAGGCCCAUAAUUCAUUACUAAGAGUGCUAAUAGGUGAACUGCAAUCAAAGGUGGCCGCUUUGGUGGAUCCGAAUUCUGAACCCGGAGAGACUCGGACAAGACGUGGGAGAAGGAAAGAUAUAGAUAGUGCAGUUCCUGCUAAACGAACCAAGGUCAAUAUGCUUCCUAUCAACGAAUUGACAUGGCCAGAACUAGCUCGUAGAUAUAUCUUGGCUUUCUUAUCAAUGGAUGGUAACCUUGAGUCUGCGGAAAUUACUGCCCGUGAAAGUGGUAAAGUAUUUCGUUGCUUACGAGGCGAUGGUGGUUUACUGUGCGGUUCCCUUACUGGUGUGGCUGGGAUGGAAGCUGAUGCACUGUUGCUUGCGGAGGCUACGAAGAAGAUUUUUGGUUCUUUGAGCAGAGAAAAUGAUGUACUCAUCAUAGAAGAAGAGGAGUCUGAUGCUAAUGGUGCUUCUGAAAUUAAAUUGGCAAAUGAUGGUAAAAUUCCUGAAUGGGCGCAGGUUCUGGAACCUGUCAGAAAGCUACCAACAAAUGUGGGAACCCGAAUCAGAAAGUGUGUUAAUGACGCUCUAGAGAUGAAUCCGCCAGAUUGGGCAAGGAAAAUACUGGUGCACUCAAUUAGUAAGGAAGUGUACAAGGGCAAUGCAUCUGGACCAACAAAGAAAGCAGUUCUUUCAGUGUUGAAAGAGGUAACUGAAGGAGAGCAGUCAAAUCCCAACAAGGGAAUGAAAAAGAAGAUUGUUAUAUCUAUUUCCGACAUAAUUAUGAAACAAUGCCGCAUUGUAUUACGUCGUGCAGCUGCUGCAGACGAUUCAAAAGUUUUUUGCAAUUUGUUGGGAAGAAAAUUAAUAAAUUCUUCUGAUAAUGAUGAUGAGGGACUUCUUGGAACUCCAGCUAUGGUGGCCCGCCCUCUCGACUUCCGAACUAUUGACCUAAGGUUGGCUUGUGGCGCGUAUGGUGGAUCUUGUGAAGCUUUUCUCGAGGAUGUACAUGAGCUGUGGUUCAAUGUUCGUGUUGCUUUUGGGGAUCAACCUGAUUUAGUUGAACUGUCAGAAAAAUUAUCCCAGAAUUUUGAAUUUUUAUACAAUAAGGAGGUUGUCACUUAUGUUGAAAAGUUCACUGAUUAUGCUAAAGCAGGAUGCAUCAGCGAUGAAAUGAAAAAAGAUAUCAACGAUUUCAUUGCAUCAACAAGUCAGAUUCCAAAGGCCCCUUGGGAUGAGGGGGUUUGCAAAGUAUGCGGAAUUGACAGGGAUGAUGACAGUGUUUUACUGUGUGACAAAUGUGAUGCUGAGUAUCAUAAAUAUUGCUUGAAUCCUCCACUUGCAAGGAUCCCUGAAGGAAACUGGUACUGUCCAUCUUGUAAUGGUGGUAAACAUGCAACUCAAGAUGUCACAGAACGUGCACAGAUUACUGGAAAACGUAGUAGUAAAAAAUUCCAGGGAGAAAUUAAUUGUCUUUACUUGGAAGCACUAACUCAUUUAUCGGCUGUAAUUGAAGAAAAAGAAUAUUGGGAGUACAGCGUGGGAGAGAGAACGCUUCUUCUCAAGUUUUUGUGUGAUGAGUUGCUCAAUUCUUCCCUGAUACGACAGCAUCUUGAGCAGUGUGCAGAGUUGUCUGUUGAGUUGCAUCAGAAAUUGCGUGCACUUUCUGUAGAGUGGAAAAGCUUGAAAAUUAAGGAAGAUGUUUUAUCCACAAAAGCUGCAAAAUUUGACACAUUGUCUCAAAUUACCAUCGGGGAAUUUGGUCUUAAGGAAGGGUUCACAUCUUUGUUCUCAAAUACUAGUAAAUGUCUGGUUAAGCCACAUACUACAACCACCAAUCCUAGUGGUCCUGGGGCAUUUGUUGAUAGUCUACCUUCAGAAGAGAUUCCCAAAGUGAAGUGUAGGUUCAAUAGUGUUGAUAAAAUAUCUGUGGCACAUUCAGAUUCUGAUAACCAGCAUAUGAAUUCUAUAGAAGGACAACUUAGGACAGUUCCUGUGGCUGCGGAGUCUCAAUGUACAGAUAAAUCCCUCAAGUCUUUACCAUCGUCAAAUCAUAUGCCUCAAGAAAUAAAUGGCUACAGUGGAGCAACUCAUAUUCAGGAUAACUACCAGAAAUGUGAGGUAAGGGACGUAUCUACUUGUGUGACAUACCAGCAAGGGCAAUGUGUGCCUGUUGAAGUUUCCCAAAAUGCUGUGAAUGAGUCAGAAACAUACCACCUUGAGCUCAACGCCGUCAAGCGUAAUAUUUCACUGCUGCAGGACUCUAUAAAUAGUGUAGGAUCACAGCUUCUGAAGCUCUCUGUUCGCCGGGAUUUUUUGGGUAUUGAUUCCAUUGGUCGACUGUACUGGGCUUUGGCUACACCCAGAGGACGUUCACGUAUAGUUGUUGAUGCAAGUGCUGUUCUUCAGCAUGGAAGAGGAUUGUCAGUUAGCAAAGAUUCUGCAGAGAAGUUUUCUGCUCUGCAGCAUUGUGCAGUAUUUGAGAGGGAUACCUAUAAGAUGUUAGGGCUGAUCAAGGAUUCCUCUCCUUUGAUGUCCCAACCACUUAAUGCUUUUGGCAGUAGUUCACCGUGGAUUGUUUAUGAAACAGAUUCAGAAAUUGAAGAGCUAUUGGGUUGGUUAAAAGAUUGUGACCCUAAAGAAAAAGAACUGAGAGAUUCCAUCAUGCUGGGGCCAAAAUAUAGACCUCAAGAGUUUAUUAAUGCACACACUGAAGGUCAGGUUGAGGACCAAGGACCUGUUUAUUUGCCAAGAAAUACAGUAUCUAACUCUCUUGUUACAAAGGCCACUUCUUUGCUGGAAAAGAAUUACGGUCCCUUCUUUGAGUUGGAUACUGCCGAGGUGUUGAAGAAGCAGAGUAAAAAGGCCAGAACAACUAAUGAUGAAAAGUUGUAUAGGUGUGAGUGCCUAGAACCCAUAUGGCCUUCUAGGAAACAUUGCUUGUAUUGCCACAAAACCUUUUUAAGCGAUGACGAGUUUGAGGGACACAAUGAUGGAAAGUGUAAUGCCGGACUUCUGGCCUUGGAGAGGAAUAAAGAAAAAAAUGGGUCUUCUAAAGGCAGAGGGAACAUGAAAUGUGAUGCCUCACAUGAAAAAUCCAGAGCUGAUGCAGAAACAGCUGGAACCUCAAUUAAUAGAUGUUCCAAGCUAAGUUCGAGAUUGAUCAAGUUUUCAAAUGAAAAUUCCUCUUGCCCAUUUAAGUUCGAAGAUAUAUGCUCAAAAUUUGUGACAAAUGAUUCCAACAAGGAAGUUGUCAGAGAAAUUGGUCUUAUUGGUUCAGAUGGUGUCCCAUCCUUUGUGCCUUCCAUAUCUCCUUUUGUUAGUGAUUAUACACCAUUCUUAGCCCUAAAGGAUGGUAGCAUUGUUGGUGGUGCUUCUAAAGCUUCAGAAAGCCGGGUUUCUCAGGAAAAAACUGAUGGAUCUGGCAUAUGCCAUGACCAUAAAUCAAGCAAAUCUGCUGAAAGUUUAGCCGCAAAUGAAAGCAACGAAGCAGGGAAAUCUAACAAAUCAUCUUUGGGAGAACAGAGAGAUGGAAACUCAUCUUUUUGUAGUUCCGCUUCAGAUAAGGGAGUUGAUGGCUGCUGUGUGGUUCCUUUGUCGUCGUUGAGACCAUUAGUUGGAAAAGUUUCUCAUAUUUUGAAGCAACUAAAAAUUAAUCUGCUUGAUAUGGAUGCUGCACUUCCGGAAGUUGCUCUAAGACCAUCAAAGGCACAGUUAGAAAGAAGACAGGCCUGGUGUGCAUUUGUCAAAUCUGCAGCGACAAUAUAUGAGAUGAUUCAGGCAAUAAUUUCACUGGAGGAUAUGAUUAAGACGGAGUUCUUAAGGAAUGACUGGUGGUACUGGUCAUCAUUCUCAGCUGCUGCAAAGUCUUCUACGUUGCCUUCUCUUGCUCUUCGCAUUUACUCCCUUGAUUCAGCCAUUAUGUAUGAAAAAAUGCCCAAUUCAAGUUUAAUGGACAGCUCUGAUCCUCCUGCCGCAGUGGAACUGAAACCAGUGAUCACAGUGGAUGCUGAUAAAUCCAAAGCAAGCCGGAAGUCAAACAGGAAAAGGAAGGAACUAGACAGUUAAUCUUAUGCUGUAUUCUUGGCUGAUAAAAUCAGACAGAUACUUCACUUUAUGUGAUCUGAUACGAUCAUGCGAGGAUGCAUGCAUGCGUUUGGAUGAAAUGGUCACUGGCCAACUUCAGGUUAUUAAAGGGGGCAGCCACAGCCUGCUGGUGCCACUUGCGCGCUUCUUGUACAUAUAGGUAAAGCUGACCUGCUAACUUGGAUGCUCGAUUUUGGCUAAGUAGAAUAUGUAGGAUUAUCUGCUUUCAGUGACGGCACCAGUAUGAAGGAAUUAUGAGGAUGCAUCCAAUUUUGAAAUGAUUAUUACUGCAGCUGUCCAAUUGGUUGCUCCAUAGGUAGAAGUGGUAUUAUAUUUUUGAUUUUUCUAGCAGAGUCUGAUCCAUAUAUGUAUACAAAUGGAAUUAAUGUAAAGUAGGAAUAGAAGAAAAGAAGUAAAAAAAAGAAAGGAUGGAAGUCGGACAAUGUUAAGUUGAGCAGUUGUAGGCAAUAUUUCAUUCUUUAUACAUUCUCUCUUCACCCCAUAAAAAGUCCUGCACACGCAUGCCCUUGAUUUUGUCUUGGGCAUUGCUGAUGUGUUAGAAUGCAGGGGAAUUUUUAGAGUCAAUGCAUUUUUCUAUCUGCUUUAUCGAA
Trifolium pratense (red clover) is the source of this 7553-nucleotide messenger RNA. Its product is annotated as methyl-CpG-binding domain-containing protein 9-like. Gene Ontology annotation, cellular component: nucleus. The record is from RefSeq and is a predicted model, not a curated record. Lineage: Eukaryota; Viridiplantae; Streptophyta; Magnoliopsida; Fabales; Fabaceae. Gene Ontology annotation, molecular function: protein binding; DNA binding. Bases 271 to 6924 code for a protein of 2217 amino acids. The transcript is spliced from 10 exons.